GGCUGUGUUCCUUCGCAUGAGCGUAGAGUUUUUCACGAGUUCUUGUUCGUCGCUGUUCGACUUUGCUCCUUCGACGACGUUCCCUUCCUGUUGGAUCGGAAGUUACGACAUUUUUUUGAUCUGAAGCAGCAACGGGAGCUCGCUUGCUGUGAAGUUGACGCACAUCGGAGCCGCCGUUGAAUCGAAGGAUCGGCGAGGUAUCAUUUAGUGGAAAGGAAAGCAAAACUUUUUAUUCUGAAUUUCAGCGAUGCCUUCUCAGAAGAUAGAAACUGGACACCAAGAUGUGGUACAUGAUGUGGCCAUGGACUAUUAUGGCAAACGGAUGGCCACAGCUUCCUCAGACACAACCAUCAAGAUCAUUGGCGUCAGCGGCUCUUCGCAUCAGCACCUAGCAACCUUAAGCGGCCACCAGGGGCCUGUCUGGCAAGUUGCAUGGGCUCACCCCAAGUUUGGAUCAAUGCUUGCCUCCUGCAGUUACGACAGUCGUGUCAUCAUAUGGAAGGAAGGCAGCAAACCUGAUGAGUGGACUCAGUCACAUGUUUUCACCGAGCACAAAUCUUCAGUUAAUUCCAUUGCUUGGGCGCCUCACGAGCUUGGUCUUUGUUUGGCCUGCGGUUCUUCCGACGGUAACAUUUCAGUCUUCACAGCUCGAGCAGACGGAGGUUGGGAUGGUGCUAAGAUAGAUCAGGCUCAUCCUGUUGGCGUGACAUCUGUUUCAUGGGCUCCAGCAUUGGCUCCUGGGGCCUUAGUUGGUGCAGGGCCUCUUGAUCCUGUACAAAAACUAGCUUCAGGUGGUUGUGACAAUACUGUCAAGGUUUGGAAACUGUACAAUGGGAACUGGAAGAUGGAUUGUUUUCCUGCUCUUCAGAUGCAUGGAGACUGGGUGAGGGAUGUGGCUUGGGCUCCAAAUCUCGGUCUUCCUAAAUCAACAAUUGCUAGUGCUUCACAGGAUGGGACAGUGGUCAUAUGGACAGUUGGGAAGGAAGGUGAUCAAUGGCAGGGGAAAGUUUUGUAUGAUUUUAAGACGCCUGUUUGGAGGGUGACAUGGUCGCUGACUGGGAAUAUAUUGGCUGUAGCUGAUGGUAAUAAUAAUGUUACUUUGUGGAAGGAAGCUGUUGAUGGGGAAUGGCAACAGGUGACUACUGUUGAGCCUUAGAAAUUUGAAUUGUUGCUUGGAUUUCUAAGAAGCUCAGGUUUAUCAGCAAGGUUAUUAGAUUUAUCCAUAUUCUGUCUUUUCUUAUUAUCAGGAAUUGCUACUUAAAAGUUGUUGGAGAACAUAAAUUUUGAAUUUGUUUGUGUUUUUGCU
Dendrobium catenatum is the source of this 1306-nucleotide messenger RNA. Its product is annotated as protein transport protein SEC13 homolog B. Gene Ontology annotation, cellular component: COPII vesicle coat; nuclear pore outer ring. Gene Ontology annotation, molecular function: protein binding; structural molecule activity. The transcript is spliced from 3 exons. The record is from RefSeq and is a predicted model, not a curated record. Gene Ontology annotation, biological process: COPII-coated vesicle budding; protein import into nucleus. Lineage: Eukaryota; Viridiplantae; Streptophyta; Magnoliopsida; Asparagales; Orchidaceae. Bases 248 to 1156 code for a protein of 302 amino acids.